Messenger RNA from Catharus ustulatus (Swainson's thrush), 2640 nucleotides. RefSeq lists its product as uncharacterized. The transcript is spliced from 2 exons. Bases 245 to 877 code for a protein of 210 amino acids. NCBI's taxonomy places the organism in Eukaryota, Metazoa, Chordata, Aves, Passeriformes, Turdidae. The record is from RefSeq and is a predicted model, not a curated record.
CCCGCCCCGCCGCCACCACCGGAGCCCGUACAGGAGCACCGGGCUUCGCCCUGCUCGCCCCCACCGGGCCGGUACGGUUGCGGCACUAGCAGGCCGGGGCAUUCCCGGGGCAUUCCCGGGGGUGCGCGCGGCCGGCGAGGCUGUGCUGUCACGAUGCCGCGCCCGGCGGUUUGGUCUUGGUCUUGGUCCUAGUCCUAUUCCCGGUGCCGGUGCGGCGGUGCCGUCCCCGUCCCCUUUGUGCGGGAUGCGGGAGGCGCCGUGGCUCCAUCACUGCCAAUCAAACUUGUUUUUCUCUCUCCGCCUGCACUGCCCGCGCCGUUCACCGGGGGCGCUGCCGCCGCCGCCGCCCGCACAAUGGGGCUCCGGGUACCGGCCCGGGUACCGGCUGCCCGCACCGCCGUACGGGCCCUGCCGCGGGCGCUCGUACUUCCCCGUCUUCUCGAAUACCCAGGCACAAAGGCCAGGCGAGAGGUGCUGCCGUGGCACCGUCUCCAGCCAACAUUACCGGAGGAGCCACCGGUACCGACGGAGCCGCGGUCUCACUGGGCGAAGGGAUGAGCCCUGGCGGGCGGGGAGCGCGGCGGGAUCCGCUGGCCCUUCUCCCGCACAUCCCGGCGCUGUCCGGGCUCCGUCAAUCUCCUGCCUUCUUUAUGUGUUCACGGCUGCCGGCCGGGAGCGCCGGGACACUGUUCCCCAGGCGGCCCCGCCGGGCGGAGAGGGGACGAGGCUGGUGGUGGGUACGCAGCUGAGGUGCCUGUUCGAGUGCAGGGGGCUCGGACACAAGGAUUCCCCCUGGAGAGGGAGGCGAUGCUCCCACAGCCCGGGAGUGCGAGUGGAUGCCGGGGAGGAGGAGGAGGGCAGUGGCCGAGGAGGAUGAGGAAGGUGGCACUGGGGUCAAUGCGAGAGGCUGUGGGAGCAGAACUGAGGGAAUGUGGCAGGUGGUGCCCGUAGGAGACACCCUGGGUUGAGCUGGUGCCUUUGGGUAUGGGCAGUUUAGCCUGGCUGAGAGCCAAGGAGGUGGCUCUUCUGCACCUUCAUCCCCCCCUUCCUUCACCAUCUCCUACCAAGACAUAUCUGCCUGGUUGCUUGCUCCAUCAUCACCUGGACAAGCAGAGUGACAAGCACCAGAGGCUGAACCAUGGGCUGGUUGCUCAGCUCCUUACUGGGGACCACCUUUCCCUGGGGGCAGUGGAAGGGCCCCUAGCUCCUCCACCUCAGCCCUCCAGGAGAAGAAUACCAGUGGCUGUAGCCCCUUGGGUGUCCUUGUGGCAUCUCAUUUCCCCAGGCAGAGACACUUUGUAGGGGGCCUUUGCAGGUCACUUCUGGCUUUCAUUGUCUGUCGUUCAGAGAAGCUGGUGCUUUGCAUCUCUUUGCAUUUUAAUUUGACUUUUGGGGUUUUGUGGACCCCUUUUACCAGAGGAAGUGAAGAGGACACUCCAAAUGUCAUCAAGUAAAUCUCUUGACACUUAAGCGAUGGUGUUUUCACCAUAAGUGCAGCAUGGUGGAAAAUAGCCCAGGCUGCUUCCUGCACAGCCUGUGUGGGUGCAUUUGCUUUGUGCUGCCACACAACUCACCCCACACAGCUCUGUCUGCCCCUCACCCCUGGGUGCUCUGACACGCACCCUGUAGCUUUGGUGGUUUGCAGACGUGCUCCUGGUUUGCUCCUAUGCCACCAUUGUUGCCAUGCUCCAGUCACCAGCCUUUGGGUGACUGCACUGGAGAGACACAUGGAAGGAACAAGACAGUGGUGUCAGCAGAGCCAGAAUUCCCCAGGAGAGAUUUCAGUUCGAGCCUGGGAGAAGAGAUGCAUCCUUUGCAUCCAAGGGUGCUGCCUGGGCUCCCACAUGCGAGCAGGAGCUGUGACUUUCUGUGUGACAAGGGUUAGCACCUGCUGUACCCAUACCUCGGGGUGGGCAGGCUGCAGGUGCAGACCAUGCUGUCAGGUGGGAGUUGUGGCAACACGGUCGUUGGAGCACAGCAGCUGCCUGGGCAUCUUUCCAACAUCCCUGCACCCUGUUCCCACUACUCUCUCAGGAGGGCAUGGGCAUUGCUGGGGGUGUCUGGGCCACCCUUGCUGAGUUGCCCAACUGUGUUUUCUCUGGUGGGCACAUCCAGUAACAGCUGUGCUCUGUGCUGCAGGACCCACUCCCAUGUCUGCUUGGGCAACAUGUGGGGAGCUCUUCUGUGUGCUAUCACAUGGAAGGUACCAGGACAUGGUUUGCCUCUUGGUCUGCCAGGACAGAAGCCUGGGAGUCCCUCUGCUGUUUCCAUAGCUCUCUCUCAUCUUGGUACUGGGCAGGAGGGCUCUGUGCUGGUGAUGAGGCAGAUGGGCUGCUCCAUUCUGGAAUGUAUUUUGUGUCAUGUUUCUCCUGAUCUGGCCUUGCACCACUGCAAGAAACAUCAUCCCUGGUUUGCCCUCUGCUUCUACUCACCAUGCAGAGCCUUCUCCCAGAGACCACCUGUGUGUCUUGCAGCCUGUCCUCCCGCUACCUGUGGCACUGAGCAGUGCUCUGCCUGAUAGCCAGGAGUGUCUCUCUGGCAGCACCAAGCUGGGAUCCCUGUCCCUUGCAGAGCCUGGGUUUGGCUGGGGUGUGCUGCUGCAGCAGGGGCUGCUCUGGGAAGAGCUAAGCAGAGCGUGUU